Amoebophrya sp. A120 is the source of this 557-nucleotide messenger RNA. Lineage: Eukaryota; Dinophyceae; Syndiniales; Amoebophryaceae. The record is from the annotation of a GenBank genome assembly.
GGUCGCGAAACCCUCGCAGAAGCCCUGGCGAGCUGUGUUGAUUGUCUCUAGGGAAUACGUCUGCUGUUCAAAUUUUGCGACUUAUCUGCUCACCAUUUUGAACAAAAAAGCCGGAGUUCGGAAAUUCGCGAGAGAUUGGAAAUUUUGCCUGCCUCCAAGGCCAAAUUUCCAAGGUACCCCAAAAACCGUCUACAUCGACUCUAGACUGCAUGGCAUGGUCCAUGUAGACGGUCAAAAAGUGGCCCUGACCAACAAAAAACCCCAGAAAAACCGUCUACAUCGCAUCUAGACUGCGCGCUAUGGUCGAUUCAGGGGCUCCAAAAGGGUCACCAAUCCCGGGACCCCGUUUUGGAAGGGCUGCGUCGACCAUAGCAGGCAGUCUAGAUGUUUUGCCAAAUCUUCCUAGAUGUAGAUUCAAAUGUUUUGCCAAAUCUUCCUUUCGCGGGCAAGGAUUCGGCCGUGGCGGAUGAUAGAAGACAAAAACAUACAAGAUUCCUCGUCCUGGAUGUACUUCGAGUAAGGAAUGUAUAAAUCAAACGCGAGAUCCACCUGAUCCC